UAUAAUAGGCGGCGGCUGCGGCGGCGGCGUGAGGAGGCGGCGGUGGUGGUGGUGGCUGCGUGCGGCGCCAUGUGCGGAAUCUUUGCUUAUCUGAACUACAGAGUACCUCGGACUCGGAAGGAGAUAUUUGAGACUCUGAUCAAAGGACUUGAGAGACUAGAAUACAGAGGAUAUGACUCAGCAGGUGUUGCCAUUGAUGGAAAUGAUAAUAAAGAUAAAGAGAGGUUCAUCAAACUGGUCAAGAAAAGAGGAAAGGUAAAGGCCCUGGAUGAAGAAUUAUACAAACAAGAUGGUCUGGACCUAAAGGUAGACUUUGAAACACAUUUUGGAAUUGCUCACACUCGUUGGGCAACCCAUGGAGUCCCCAGUGUAGUAAACAGUCACCCUCAGAGAUCAGGUAAAGGGAAUGAAUUUGUUGUUAUCCAUAAUGGAAUCAUCACAAACUAUAAGGAUCUGAGAAAAUUUCUGGAAAGCAAAGGCUAUGAGUUUGAAUCUGAAACCGAUACAGAAACCAUCCCCAAACUAAUCAAAUAUAUAUAUGACAACAGAGAGACCGAGGACAUCAGCUUUUCAGCAUUGGUGGAAAGAGUUAUUCAGCAGCUGGAAGGUGCUUUUGCCUUGGUUUUCAAGAGCAGCCAUUAUCUGGGUGAAGCUGUUGCUGCCAGGAGAGGAAGUCCUCUACUCAUUGGAGUUCGCAGCAAAUACAAGCUUUCCACUGAACAGAUUUCUGUCCUGUAUAGGUCAUGCAACAUUGAAAACGUGAAGAAUAUAUGCAAGACCCGAAUGAAAAGAUUGGAUGGUUCUACCUACCUUCAUGCUGUUGGAGAUAAAGCAGUAGAAUUUUUCUUUGCUUCUGAUGCAAGCGCCAUCAUUGAACACACCAACAGAGUAAUCUUCCUAGAAGAUGAUGAUAUUGCAGCAGUAACUGAUGGGAAACUUUCUAUCCAUCGACUGAAACGUUCAGCUAGUGAUGACCCCUCUCGAGCCAUCCAGACUUUGCAGAUGGAAUUGCAGCAAAUAAUGAAGGGUAACUUCAGUGCAUUUAUGCAGAAAGAAAUCUUUGAACAACCAGAAUCUGUUGUCAAUACCAUGAGAGGCAGAGUGAAUUUUGAGAACAGUACUGUUCUGUUGGGUGGUCUUAAGGAUCAUUUGAAAGAAAUCAGGAGGUGCCGCCGACUGAUCAUCAUUGGUUGUGGAACCAGUUAUCAUGCUGCAGUAGCUACUCGACAAGUGCUGGAAGAAUUGACAGAGCUGCCUGUGAUGGUGGAACUUGCUAGCGACUUCCUGGACAGAAACACUCCUGUAUUCAGGGAUGAUGUGUGCUUCUUUGUCAGUCAGUCAGGUGAGACUGCAGAUACACUUAUGGCCUUGCGGUAUUGUAAGGAACGUCGAGCUUUGACGGUUGGCAUUACAAAUACUGUGGGAAGCUCAAUAUCCAGAGAUACUGACUGUGGUGUACAUAUCAAUGCAGGCCCAGAGAUAGGUGUGGCAAGCACAAAGGCUUACACCAGCCAGUUCAUCUCUCUUGUAAUGUUUGGCCUGAUGAUGUCUGAAGACAGAAUUUCCCUGCAGAAAAGGAGACAGGAGAUCAUCAGUGGGCUGCAAUCAUUACCAGAGAUGAUUAAAGAAGUCCUGUCCUUGGAUGAGAAGAUACAUGAUUUGGCUCUUGAAUUGUACAAACAGAGAUCGCUUUUAGUGAUGGGUCGUGGUUAUAAUUAUGCUACUUGUCUGGAAGGAGCAUUGAAAAUCAAGGAAAUCACAUACAUGCAUUCUGAAGGUAUCUUGGCUGGUGAACUGAAGCAUGGGCCACUGGCCCUUAUUGAUAAGCAAAUGCCUGUUAUCAUGGUAAUUAUGAAGGAUCCCUGCUUCAACAAAUGCCAGAAUGCUUUGCAACAGAUCACUGCUCGACAGGGUCGCCCAAUCAUUUUGUGUUCUAAAGAAGAUACAGAAAGCUCAAAAUAUGCAUACAAAACUAUUGAGCUGCCACACACAGUUGACUGUCUCCAAGGGGUUCUGAGUGUUAUUCCCCUCCAGCUGCUUUCAUUCCACCUGGCUGUUCUCAGAGGAUAUGAUGUGGAUUUUCCAAGAAACCUGGCCAAAUCUGUGACAGUGGAAUAAACACCCUGCAACUUUUGUCACCAAACUUCUAAAUUUGUAUUCUACAAAUGUAUUGUUAUUCAUUGAGUACACAACUUUCUAAGUAGAAUGAUGAUAUUGUUAACUGGAAAGUGUUGAGGAAGGUUGGCUUGUUUGUUUUUUAACUUGUUCUGACACCCGUUUUUAAAAGCUUUUGAUGUGCCUUGUACCCAAGUGCUUUUGCUUACAGCAAAUGUUUCUCUAAAUAACUAAUAUUGCCAAAAGAGAAAGAAAGGAAAUCAUUGUUUACACAUGGUAUAGUGAAUGACGUUUUCUACUAUUGUGCAAUAUAUAUAUACAGCUCUGUUUUAGAGUAACUGUGAACACUUUUAGCCAACACUACUUUAACUAGUUUUAAAAACAAUGUAUUUAUAAGUACAGUUGUAUAGCUUUAAGUUAUUAUUUUUUUUAGUAUGUUGCUCAUCUGUAGCAUUGUUUAAUGCCCUGAAUGUAUAUCCUGAGCAUGGUAACAUUUAUUCAUUUGUGUACAGGGUCAUUGUUAUGGUCUUGUAUUUCAGCUUUGAUCUGGAACUCUAUGGGCACUUUUUUACAUGUGCCCUGGGGGUGGGGGAGAGGCAUCGCUUUAAUUAAAGCGGCUCUGAGAGCCACUCUAAUUAAAGCACAGCAGUGUCUUGUAUAUCAGUGGCCCUUGCACUUCAAAAUGGCAGCGGGGGCACUUGAACUAAAGCUCAUUGAAUGAACUUCAGUUCAAAUACCUCCACCACCUUUUUGAAGUGUGGGGACACUGCACGAGAUGCAGGAAGCUGCUGGAGCGCAGUAAUUACCAUGCUCCGAGAGACUCCAUUUAAUCGAGUCUGCUCUGACACAGUGUAAUUAGACAGGUUGGAGCAGCCUCUGCGCUUGUGUACAGACAUCCUGUAGCUGUUUUUUCUUUCUCUUGGUCUCCUUUCUAACUGUUUUUUGCCAUUUUCUGUUAACUAUUUGUUACCUCAACUUCUUUGACGGAAAUCUAUUUGGAGAUAUUCAAACUUCAGCUUUAUUUAACCAACCAACCAAUCAACAUUAUUAACUCAUUGAAUUUUUUUACCACAUACAUAGUCCCAGUUUUGAUUCAUUUGACAUGUAAAGUAUAACAAAAUAAGGCAAUGGUAUUUUCAAGUGGAUUACUAUACUUCUGUUGGAGAUUGUACAAUCAAAUUACUAUGCAAUUAAAGAAAACGGAUCAUGUAAACUCUUAUGUGCAAUCUUUUACCAACUCCUUCCUCUUCCAGUUAACUAUUCUUGAGUACAGUUGCAUCUGACUCCACACGUGGAGUUUUCUUCACUGAUGGGUUUUGUAUCAGACAAAAAAUGAAAGCACUUCAUGAAGUUUGUGGAAAGGGAGGAAUAGUUUUGGAAAAGGAGGAAUAGUUUUGUGCUUAAGGCACCUGGUUAGGUUUCAAAAUAUGAAUCCAAAUCUCAGAUGUGCUGCUGGAUUUAUGUGACAUUGGGCAAAAAAUCUCUGUGUCCUAAAUGGGGACAUUACAGAUGGUCCUAUUCUUUCUACUAUCUUUCCUCUGCCACCUAGUAAGCUGCAAAACUCCUCUGGGGCAAGGACUGUCUUAAAAUUUGUGUACUUGGUACAAAGGGAACCCCAGUCUGAACUUAUUCCUUAUUAAUGUAUACACAUAAUGUAGCCAUAAUAUCUGUUUUGUACAAAAACUUGGCAUCUUUAUAACCUUUUUCUGUACUCCUUAUCAAUCUAAAAGCUACAUCUUUUGGGUGCAGUAGUAUCUCCUGCACACACUGAAUUUUAUAGAUGUAGUUGAACUAUUAACUCUGUAUAUUCUGUCUUCCUUUGAGUUGGCUGAGCUAAAAAGACAUUUCGCACAAUUUUUAAACAGGAAGGUACAUUUUGUAUUUCACCACUUAUUAUUUGUGGCCAUAAUAACACUUUUUAUGCUUUUUGUGCCAAGCAAAACCUCACCAGAGAUGAAUACUUUUAAAACGGUUUGAACCUACCAUCUCCUGGUUACGCUCGUGCUGAUGAGCAGGAUUUAGAUCUAGCUUCUCUUGCUGGGAAAGGUCUAAAAGAGGAUUUGUUUCUUGCUGGACAUCCUGAAGAGCACAAAGCGUCUCUUCUCUAACAGUGACCGGUUUUGUAUGCUUCAAAGAACAAAGAACUUUUAACCAACGGAGCUGGACAAGUGUCAUAUAUGUACUGAAUUACUGAGACUUUUUUUUGCCCUUACUGCUGAUCAUCUCCUUCCCCAAAGCAAUGAUGAUCAGUGUGACAUUGCAACUUUAAUCUUACUGAGCAUUGCUAAUAAUUUUAAGUGGUUAAAUCAAAGAUUUCAGAAGCCAAGACCAGAAGGGUGGUGUGACUUUCUUUUUUUCCCCUCUUCUUCCAAAUUCUUCCUCCUAUAUUCAAAAGGUGGGGGAAAAGGCAGUGCACAUGCACAUGACUUACAGUGCAUCAUCUUUUGUUAAAAUUUGCUCAUUGCUUAAAGAAAAGUGAGUGGCUUCAAUACAAAAGGCUGAACUUUAAUAAAAGAAAUGAAAAAACA
Molecule: messenger RNA, 4643 nt
Organism: Alligator mississippiensis (American alligator)
Lineage: Eukaryota; Metazoa; Chordata; Crocodylia; Alligatoridae
Gene: GFPT2
Product: glutamine-fructose-6-phosphate transaminase 2
Exons: 19
Coding region: 70-2118 (682 amino acids)
Biological process (GO): UDP-N-acetylglucosamine metabolic process; protein N-linked glycosylation; fructose 6-phosphate metabolic process
Molecular function (GO): L-glutamine:D-fructose-6-phosphate transaminase (isomerizing) activity; carbohydrate derivative binding
Source: RefSeq, a predicted model, not a curated record